This is a messenger RNA of Guillardia theta CCMP2712, 1734 nucleotides long. RefSeq lists its product as hypothetical. Gene Ontology annotation, biological process: protein folding. Lineage: Eukaryota; Cryptophyceae; Pyrenomonadales; Geminigeraceae. Gene Ontology annotation, molecular function: ATP binding; ATP-dependent protein folding chaperone. The record is from RefSeq and is a predicted model, not a curated record. The transcript has 7 exons. The coding region runs from base 1 to 1734 and encodes 577 amino acids.
AUGACGGAAGUCUGGAGGAGCCUGCGAGGGGCAGAGCAAGCCGGGGAUGCUGCAGCUCGAGUAUUCGGCCCUUCAGGCUCGUCGCUUGUGGGCAAGCAGGGUCUGUCGAGCUGGCGGGAGAUGCUGGAGGAAGCAGACUGGCUGGAAAGUGAGUGCUGUAGGCGAACUCUCUUGCAGACUUACAGGGAGAUGGAGAGACGAGGAGGAGGCAUGACUACUUUGCUGGUUAUGCUUGGGGGGUGCGUGCAGGGAGUACAGGAGCUCUUGAAGGGAUCAAGGGGAAGGAGGGAGCUCUUGCAGAUAACAAGAGCAGUAUCAGAGCAUGGAGAGCGAUUUCUUGAAGAGGUCUUGAUCCCCCGUCUGGGUCAAAGCGAAGUUGCGAAUGAGGGUUGGGGCUGGGAGACGCUGGCAAAUGCAUUGCUGCAAACCAGCAUGAGCAGGCUAAGAUGCAGAUCCAAGUGCGCUGAGAUCAUCUGUGAAUGGCUGCAAGCGUCGCUGCCUAGCGAGGAGCCCACGGUCAAGGCCUUGCCUCGUAGUCUGCCCAUCAUCACUGAGGCAGGAGCAGCGAUACAGGAGUCUUACAUCGUUCACGGCUUCGUCAUGCACGGGAUGAUCGUUCACUGUGAGAUUCCCUACUUGGAAGAUGCCAAAUUCGUGGUCUUGGACUGCUCGCUCGAGUUGCAAGAGAUGAGGGACCCUGUGGGCUGCAAGCAGGAGAUUGCGAGGGAAGGGAGGGAGGAGUCGUUGAGGAUGAUCGAGCUGCUCGUGGAGGAUCAGAUCAGAAGUCUCGCACGGAAUGGGGUUCAAGUCGGUGAGCUGGUGCGCUCCCUCCUAGUCCGAUGGAACAUUCAGGAUGCGUAUCAGUCGAUCGCAUCUGUUGACCGGAAGCAAGCCAUGGCUCUAUGUGAGGCCUGCAGCAUCUCUCCAAUCGCCUCUCCAUUUCCUCCUGACGCUCCUCUAGAGCGCAGCAUCGGUUUAUGCGAGCACUGCACUCUAGGAUACGUCGGCGUCUCCUCCAUGAUCCAUGUCGAUAUCGACACGGUGCAGGACAGCUUCGAAGCGCACACCAUAGUCCUGCGUGAGGUCGUGCCAGAGGACUCGAAGCUCGUGAUCGCGGGCAUGCAGCAAGCCUACUCCAAGCUCUUCCGUUGGUUCGAGUCCCUUCAGCCUCCAGCCCCUGGUGACUCCUCCAGCAAGACCGGCCUCGUGCCGGGAGCAGGAGCAGCAGAGCUCGCUAUCUGGGGUGAGCUCGAGCGUGAGCAGGCAUCUGACAAGGUCGAUGUCAUACUCUCCUGCAUCUUCCGGCGCGCGACUGCAGCCGUCCCGUUGGCCCUCCUCAACAACGCCGCGAGAAGUGGUUCUAACGGCUUCCGAGACCUCCGACUGCUGCCUUGGGUGCCGUCCUCACCACCCAACCUUCCUCGAGGGAUCCUAGUCACCGGCCCCUCCUACGUCAACCUCAGGCCCGUGUCCUCCUCUCCCCUCGCCAAGGGCUCGCAGGCGUGCAAGGGCUGGACACUCGCGGACCCCGUGGCCGUCGGGAUCGUCGAGCCGUUGGGGAUCAAGGAGAGCUUGCUCCGUAUGCUGCUAAAUGUUCUUGUGCGGCUACUGCGCGUAGAAGAAGUGGUGCACGUUCAGAGGCCCAUCCAGCCAAGACAGUCUUCCAGCCGCGCCAAAGCUGGUGACAACACUACUAGUGCUUCUGAUGAUGACAGUGAAGUGGACCGGGAGUAG